Sinocyclocheilus grahami is the source of this 2390-nucleotide messenger RNA. Its product is annotated as copine-9. NCBI's taxonomy places the organism in Eukaryota, Metazoa, Chordata, Actinopteri, Cypriniformes, Cyprinidae. The coding region runs from base 199 to 1869 and encodes 556 amino acids. The transcript has 21 exons. Gene Ontology annotation, biological process: cellular response to calcium ion. Gene Ontology annotation, cellular component: plasma membrane. The record is from RefSeq and is a predicted model, not a curated record. Gene Ontology annotation, molecular function: calcium-dependent phospholipid binding.
ACGCGCGCUGUCUCCUCAGGUGCGCGAGGGGGUCAGACUCAAACGGUCCGAUGAUGCUCGCUCUGCCCAAAUUGUAAGGAAAGCCGCAUCUCUGCGCCAGUUUGGUGGGCUAUAUUGCACGUGUGACGCCUGAGACGAGUGAGACCCAGAUUUUGGAGUCAUUUGAAGACUUAACCCAAACUCCCGAGGAGCUGCAAUAUGGCAUCUAUCGGGGAGUUUGACCCGUUAAACAGCAGCGUACCUGCCACCAAAAUAGAGAUCACCGUCUCGUGCAGGAAUUUGCUGGAUGUUGAUACCUUCUCAAGGUCAGCGCCAGUGAUUGUGUUGUAUGUUCAAGGAAUUGGUACUAAGGAGUGGAGAGAGUUUGGUCGAACAGAAGUGAUUGACAACACUCUGAACCCGGACUUUGUGAGGAAAUUUGUCUUGGAUUACUUCUUUGAAGAAAAGCAGAACCUUCGGUUUGACGUAUACAAUGUGGACUCCAGAAGCUCAAAUAUCUCAAAAUAUAAGUCCUUCCUCGGCCAGACUUUCUGCACUCUAGGAGAGAUUAUUGGGUCCUCUGGGUCAAGACUCGAGCGGGUGCUUUCGGGCAUUCCUGGGAAGAAGUGCGGGAGCAUUAUCUUCACAGCUGAGGAACUCAGCAACUGUCGGGACAUUGCAACCAUGCAACUCUGUGCUAACAAGUUGGAUAAGAAGGAUUUCUUUGGGAAGUCUGAUCCCUUCCUGGUGUUUUACCGCAGCAAUGAAGAUGGCACGUUCACUAUCUGUCACAAAACAGAGGUGAUAAAGAAUACUUUGAACCCUGUGUGGCAGCCCUUCACCAUCCCAGUGCGAGCUCUCUGUAACGGAGACUAUGACAGAACAGUGAAGGUUGAUGUUUAUGACUGGGACAGAGAUGGAAGUCAUGAUUUCAUCGGAGAGUUUACAACCAGCUACAGAGAGCUGUCUCGCGGACAGAGCCAAUUCAAUGUUUAUGAGGUUCUGAAUCCUAAGAAGAAAGGGAGGAAAAAGAAAUACGUCAACUCUGGCACGGUAACACUUUUGUCCUUCAAAGUGGAAUCGGAGUACACAUUUGUGGACUUCAUUCGAGGAGGAACACAGCUGAACUUCACUGUAGCCAUAGACUUCACCGCCUCUAAUGGAAACCCAUCACAGCCGACAUCGCUCCACUACAUGAACCCAUACCAGCUGAAUGCUUAUGCCAUGGCCCUUAAAGCCGUGGGGGAAAUCGUCCAGGAUUAUGACAGUGACAAACUCUUCCCUGCCUACGGCUUUGGAGCUAAACUCCCUCCUGAUGGCAAGAUCUCUCAUGCUUUUCCCCUGAACUCAGACUGUGAGAAUGCAAACUGCGUCGGCAUUGAAGGCGUGCUGGAGGCGUACUAUGACUGUCUCCGGAAAGUGCAGCUCUACGGCCCCACCAACUUUGCCCCUGUCAUCAACCAGGUGGCACAGUGUGCGUCAGAGGUGACAGAUGGCUCUCAGUACUUCGUGUUGCUGAUCAUCACAGACGGUGUCAUUUCCGACAUGGUACAGACUAGAGAAGCUGUGGUCACCGCGGCGUCUCUGCCCAUGUCAGUCAUAAUUAUAGGAGUUGGCCCUGCUGAAUUUGAUGCUAUGGAAGAGUUGGAUGGAGAUGAGGUCAGGGUGUCCUCCAGGGGACGUGCUGCUGAGAGAGACAUUGUCCAGUUUGUGCCAUUCCGGGACUACAUUGACCGAUCCGGGAACCAGGUGCUCAGCAUGGCCCGACUGGCCAAGGAUGUACUGGCUGAGAUACCCGACCAGCUGCUGUCGUUCAUGAAGAGCAGAUGCAUUGAACCCAGACCAGCCCUCUCCCCCUCUCCCACGCCACAGAUAAACGUCCACCUCUGAUCCUAGAGCAGUAUUUUAUUCUCAAACACAGCUAUAUGUUCACGUCUGAAACCCCCGGGUCCGUCACUGGGGAUGCACAUUUUUACUUUCCACAUCGGUUAGCAGUAGCACAUAAUGUAGUUACAAUAAUAAUCAACUGAAAUCAGGAACACGUUAAUGUAGGUGUGUGGUGUUAAUCUUUAUAAUCAGCCAGUGAUCAAUCAAAAACACAACAGUUUGUGCUGGCCUUGGAAUGGAAGAUGUGGGAGUAUAAAGGGGGUGAAUUUACUGAAAAGAAAUGUCUAGGUCAUAUUUCCCCCACAAAUCUAAAAGUUAGAAAAACACCUAAACAUUUGACAUAAAACACAAUUGACAAAUUAAAAUGAAUCCCAUAUACAGUAAAUAGAAAUGUAUUGCAUUGGGACAUUAUUUUCUCUUUCUCAAAUUCUCUCAUUACCCUAAAAUUAUUUAACUUAUUUACUGAAAUUAUAUAAUACAUUUAUAAUGACAAUUAUACUUUGGAGAAAUGUACUAAAUUGUCA